Caenorhabditis remanei is the source of this 2115-nucleotide messenger RNA. RefSeq lists its product as uncharacterized. The record is from RefSeq and is a predicted model, not a curated record. NCBI's taxonomy places the organism in Eukaryota, Metazoa, Nematoda, Chromadorea, Rhabditida, Rhabditidae. Gene Ontology annotation, cellular component: cytoplasm. The transcript has 10 exons. Bases 1 to 2115 code for a protein of 704 amino acids. Gene Ontology annotation, molecular function: cysteine synthase activity; cystathionine beta-synthase activity.
AUGAGUCAAAACGGAGUUGCAGCCAAUAAUGGAUCAACUAGAAAAGGAGUCACCUAUAACAAUAUCUUGGAAGCCGCUCAACGUCCCACUCCUCUCGUCCCACUUAGAAAACUCAAGGUCGAGCACCAACUUCAAAGCGAUAUUUAUGUGAAACUAGAGUAUCUCAAUAUCGCAGGAUCCCUUGAAGAUCGUACUGCCGAUAAAGCUUUCCAGUUUGCUGAAGAGAUCGGAGUUGUGAGAGGAGACAAAGUAUUUGUGACCGCUGGUGGGUCUGCAGCCAUCUCGUACGCAACAGUUGCUGCUGUGAAGGGCAUCAAAUUGACCAUCUACGCACCCAAAGGAGAAUUCGCUUUGGUAGACACUGUUCUACAUACAUUGGGAGUUGAUGUAGUCGAAUUGCCAGUUACCACUUAUUCUGAAGCUCGUGCUCAGACCGAAGAAGCUGCUCAACAGAAAAACGUCUUCUGUUUGAAUAAGUUCACCACUAACGCUGCUUUUGUUGCUAAUCUCCAAAAAACGGCAUGUGAAAUCGAGAGAGCUGUGAAUAACAAGUCUAUCGGAAAGGUUGGAGCAGUCGUGAUCCCAUUGAACACUGGUGCACCAGCUGCUGGUAUUGCUGCGUACUACAAGGGAACAGGCGAUCAUGGAGUCCGUGUUGUUGGAGUCACUUGCAAGAAGAAUACUAUUCCAGAAAUGGGAUUGGAUUUGAAAAAAGAUCUGCUUCAGGAAUAUGGUGUCGAGCAACGUGAAGUUGACGAAGAUGAGGCUUACGCCUUCACUCGUCACCUCAUCGGAACUGAAGGAAUCAUGGCUGGACCAUCUUCUGGUGCCGCGGUUCUUGAAGCCAUCAAGCUUGCCAAAGAGCUACCAUCUGGAUCCACUAUUAUUGUAGUUCUUCAAGAUGGUAUCAGAAACUACUUGCGCCAUUUCCUUGAUGAUGAUUGGAUCACUGCACACAAGAAAAAUGUGGUGACCAGAAAAGAUGGGCCACAACCAAAUAGCACUUAUGACCCAAAGGUUUUGGAAUACGACCCAACUAAGCUGGCUGGAGAGUGGACUCAAGACCCAGUAACCAAAUCGUGGUCUCACUCGGAUGUUGAGUUCAAUGAGUUCAACCCAGAGAGACCUCUUGUCCUUGAUACCGUUCUCGAUGCUAUUGGCAAAACACCACUUGUCAAACUUCAACACGUUCCAAAAGCUCAUGGAGUGAAAUGCAAUGUUUAUGUCAAAUGUGAGUACAUGAAUGCCGGUGGAUCGACUAAAGAUCGUAUUGCUAAGAGAAUGGUUGAGAUUGCUGAAAAGACCGGAAGACCAGGAAAGUUGGUCCCAGGAGUGACUCUCAUUGAGCCAACAUCUGGAAACACUGGAAUCGGACUGUCUCUUGCUUCAGCUGUUCGUGGAUACAAAUGUAUCAUCACCAUGCCAAAGAAAAUGUCUAAGGAAAAGGCUAUUGCUAUGGCCUCUCUCGGAUCAACCAUUAUCCGUACUCCAAAUGAGGCUGGAUUUGACAGCCCACAUUCUCAUAUUGGAGUCGCUCUUCGUUUGAAGAGUGAAAUCCAAGACGCUGUCGUUCUUGAUCAAUAUUGCAAUCCAGGAAAUCCAUUGGCUCAUUACGAACAAACCGCUGAGGAGAUUAUUUAUGAUAUGGGAGAUAAGCAUAUUGAUCUUGUGGUUCUUACUGCUGGAACCGGAGGAACCGUCACCGGAAUCUCACGCAAGAUUCACGAGAAGAUUCCAACAGCCAAGGUUGUUGGAGUCGACCCCCAUGGAUCUAUUCUUGCUGGUCCAGCGGAGACUGAUAUCGAUUUCUACGAGGUUGAGGGUAUUGGAUACGACUUCUUGCCAGGAACACUGGACACCAGUGCUAUCGACUACUGGGCAAAAUCUCACGAUAAGGAAUCGUUCUUGAUGGCUCGUGAGCUCAUCAGAACUGAGGGAAUUCUCUGCGGAGGAUCUUCCGGAUGUGCUGUCCACUACGCUCUUGAAGAGUGCAAGUCAUUGAACCUUCCAGCUGAUGCUAACGUUGUCGUUCUUUUGCCUGACGGAAUCAGAAACUAUAUCACCAAGUUCCUCGAUGACGACUGGAUGAACGAGCGUCACUUCCUCGACGCUUAA